AUGGCUCUAAACCUCCCCCCGAUGGGAGGCGGCGGAGGCGCCCAUACCCAGCCUUCGUUGCCAUCGCUGCCAGCCCAUCUUCAAUCCGACACUCACCUGACCGCACACCUGGCCAGUCGUUUCCAUGUGUCCAUUCCCACCGCCCGCCUCUCGUCCCAUGCCCUCGUUUCCCUCAACACCUAUACAUCUUCGUCCAAGGGCUUGGAUGGGGGCAAGGAAGGCAGCGCCAUGGCUGGCGCCGAAGACAUGGCCGAGAGGGCCUUCCUGCGAUUAGGACACCGUUCAGAAAACCAGGCCGUCAUCUUCUUGGGUGAAUCUGGCUCUGGAAAGACAACCAUUCGAUCACAUCUCCUGACGUCGCUCCUGAACAAGUCCUCGACGCCGCUAUCCACCAAGGUCUCUCUGGGCGCCUACGUUUUUGAUUCUCUGACCACGACGAAGACGGCAACGACACCGACCGCUUCGAAGGCUGGUCUCUUUUACGAACUUCAAUACGACACUGCGUCGACCACAAACCCCUUGUUGAUCGGUGGAAAGUUACUGGACCAUCGGUUGGAGAGAAGCAGAAUAGCAGAUGUACCCACAGGAGAGCGUAACUUCCAUGUGCUCUACUACCUGCUCGCGGGAACCAGCGAGGCUGAGAAGACUCAUCUGGGCAUUGAUACGCCCAAGGAUGACGCCGGACAGAGACGCUGGAAAUAUUUGGGUCAUCCUACGCAGCUCAAGGUCGGAAUGAACGAUGCCGAAGGUUUCCAGUUGUUCAAGACCGCCCUGCGAAAGCUCGAGUUUCCUCGAGGUGAGAUCGCCGAGAUUUGCCAAAUCCUGGCUUGCAUUCUUCAUAUCGGGCAGCUGGAAUUCGAGACCACUUCCCAAACGUUGUCUACUGGAGAUGAUAGCGGUGGGUUCUCUCACGAAGGCGGCCAGACCAUCACGGCUGCCAAGAACAAGGAUGUACUGGGUAUAAUCGCCGCCUUCUUGGGGGUCAGCUCGCAAGACCUUCAGACCACAAUGGGUUACAAGACGAAGAUGAUCCACCGCGAGAGGGUCACCGUCAUGCUGGAUCCCAAAGGAGCUCGCGCCAAUGCCGAUGAACUAGCAAGAACAUUAUACUCGCUUCUCGUGGCGUACAUGAUCGAAAACAUCAACCAGAAGAUAUGUGCUCCGGAAGAGUCCAUUGCCAACACCAUCAACAUCAUCGACUUUCCCGGUUUCUCACAGCAGUCUUCGACCGGGUCCGCUCUUGACCAACUCCUCAAUAACGCUGCCACUGAAACUCUGUAUAACAUGACAUUGCAGAACUUCUUUGACCGAAAAGCUGAUCUGUUGGACAAUGAAGAAGUUGCUGUCCCUGCUACCAGCUACUUCGACAAUUCCGACGCUGUGAAGGGGUUGUUGAAGCCCGGCAAUGGUUUGCUCAGCAUCCUCGACGAUCAGACUCGGCGCCAUCGAAGCGAUCCACAGCUUUUGGAGAGCCUGAGGAAGCGGUUCGAAGGCAAGAACCCUGCCAUUAAUGUUGGUUCGGCAACAGCCCGACUUCCCGGCAGUAACUUCUUGUCUGAGAACACGGCAGCCACCUUCACCGUCAAGCACUUCGCUGGCGAGGUCGACUAUCCCACGAAGGGGCUUGUGGAGGAGAAUGGCGAGGUCAUAUCAGGUGAUCUCAUGAACCUGAUCAACUCCAGCAAGAGCGAAUUCGUCACGCGCCUUUUCGGUCAAGAAGCCCUGCAGGCUGUCAUGCACCCGCAAGAGAAAACUACCGUGAUGCAAGCUUCCGUCAGCUCGAAGCCUAUGAGAGCACCCAGUGUAAUGUCGAGAAAGAACGGACGCACGGCUCGCUCCCGAAGGCCCCGUCACCAAGAAUCUGUUGAUGACUUUGCUAGUGAUGCUGGAGACCUGCAUGAAAAGGGCCGCUCAUCAGAUGAACCCAGGAAGAGCUCGCGUCAAUCUGAGCAGGGCGCAUCCGGCCAGUUCUUGUCUGCCUUGGAGAAUGUCAAGCAAGCGAUCACUGCCCCCAACACCAACAAUUAUUUCGUUUUCUGUCUGAAACCCAACGACAGACGGAUCGCGAACCAAUUUGACAGUAAAUGCGUUCGAUCACAGGUGCAAACCUUUGGUAUUGCAGAGAUAAGUCAACGAUUGAGAUCAGCCGACUUCAGUCUGUUCCUGCCAUUUGGCGAGUUUCUAGGUCUUGCGGAUGCUGAAGCACUCAUCGUUGGAAGCGAGCGAGAGAAAGCCGAAGCCCUUAUCCAGAGCAAACAGUGGCCAUCCAACGAGGUUCAUAUCGGCUCCACGGGUGUCUUCCUGAGUGAGCGGUGUUGGAUGGAGAUCUCCUCGCUAGGUGCUGGUACCUCAAUAUCUGGACGGUACAACUCGGACGUUGGGGACGGCCUCACGCCCGCUGGCGAGAACCCCUUCGCUUCUAGAGAGCACCUCAGUUCACUUGGCAACACUCCUCAGUACAGCGACAAAGCCCGAUUGGGGUAUUUCGGUGCUGGGGAUGCUGAUGCACGCUCUGAAGCCGGGGUCUCCGCCUUUGGUGCUGGUGAUAUGUUCAAAAAUCUCGACACUCGGGAACAAAUGGCCGAGCGUGGAAACGAAAAAUCACUAGUCGAGGUCGAGGAAUACCGGGACAGUUCGAGCCGCAAACGUUGGGUUUUUAUCACAAUGCUCCUGACUUGGUUCGUUCCCGACUUCUUGAUCCGGUGGUUGGGCCGCAUGCCUCGCAAGGAUAUACGACAGGCCUGGCGGGAGAAGCUGGCCAUCAAUUUCAUCAUCUGGUUUUUUUGUCUGUUCGCGGCCUUCUUCAUCGUAGGCUUUCCAAUGGUCAUAUGUCCCAAACAAUACGUCUUCAGUUCAGCGGAGCUGACAUCCUACAAUGGCAAAGACGGAGCUUCGUCCUAUGCCUCAAUUCGCGGCCAGGUCUUCGACAUUGGAGAGUUUGCUUCUGUCCAUUACCCACCGUACUUGCCCACCAAGUCAAUUACGCAGUAUGCCGGGCUGGAUAUCACGGCCUUGUUCCCCGUCCAGGUAUCGGCUCUCUGCCAGGGCAAGAACGGGCAGGUCGAUCCCGCCGUCACGCUGGACUACAAGUCGACAAACGUCACUGGUUCGGCCAGUGUUGUCAGCAGCCAGGAUACCAACUCUGUCUACCACGACUUCCGCUACUUCACCACGAAGCCUCAGCCUGAUUGGUUCUAUGAGAAGAUGGAGGAACUCAAGAGCAGCUGGAAGAAGGGAAACGUAGGAUACUCGCCAGAAUAUGUCGCCACCCUCGGCGACAAGAAGAACCAGAUCGCUAUUCUCAAUGGUCGUGUCUACGACAUGACCAAGUACAACCUUGGCGGCCGCCAUGUCCGUACCCCCGAGGGUGUAGCUGAACCGACUGACCCCGACGUCACAAACUUCAUGGAUGAUCUCGUUGUGAACCUCUUCACCAUGAAGGCUGGGUCGGACGUGACCAAGCUGUGGAAUGCUCUUGCCAUGGACUCUGGCCUGCGCCAGCGUAUGCAACUCUGUCUGGACAAUCUCUUCUAUGUUGGCGACGUCGACACGCGCAACUCGGUGAGGUGUCAGUUCUCUCAAUACCUCAUUCUUGCCGUCUCUAUCAUCCUUGUCACCAUCAUCGGUGUCAAGUUCCUUGCUGCUCUUCAGUUUGGAGGCAAGAAUGUUCCGGAGAACAUCGACAAGUUCAUCAUGUGUCAGAUCCCAGCGUAUACCGAGGACGAGGAUUCCCUUCGCCGUGCCAUUGACUCAGCCGCCCGAAUGCGAUAUGACGACAAGCGCAAACUGCUCGUCAUUAUCUGUGAUGGUAUGAUCAUCGGACAGGGUAACGAUCGACCAACGCCACGCAUUGUUCUUGAUAUUCUCGGUGUAUCAGAGACUGUUGACCCCGAGCCGCUCAGCUUCGAAUCUCUGGGUGAGGGUCUCAAGCAACACAACAUGGGCAAGGUCUACUCCGGUCUGUACGAGGUUCAAGGUCACAUCGUCCCCUUCAUGGUCGUGGUCAAGGUCGGUAAGCCGUCUGAAGUCUCCCGUCCUGGCAACCGUGGCAAGCGAGAUUCCCAGAUGGUCACCAUGCGCUUCCUCAACCGUGUACACUACAACCUGGCUAUGAGUCCCCUCGAGCUGGAAAUGUAUCACCAAAUCCGGAACAUCAUUGGUGUCAAUCCGACCUUCUACGAAUUUAUGCUGCAGAUCGACGCUGACACGGUCGUUGCUGCGGACUCGGCCACACGCAUGGUCUCUGCGUUCAUCGACGACACGCGGCUGAUCGCCUGCUGUGGUGAGACAGCCUUGACCAACUCCAAGUCUUCGUUCAUUACCAUGAUUCAGGUGUACGAGUACUACAUCUCGCACAACCUGGUCAAGGCUUUCGAGAGCUUGUUUGGUAGUGUCACCUGUUUACCCGGAUGUUUCUCCAUGUACCGUCUUCGCGCCGCCGACUCGGGCAAGCCGCUCUUCGUCAGUCGUGAGAUUGUGGACGACUACUCGACCAUUCGUGUCGACACCUUGCACAUGAAGAACUUGCUCCACUUGGGAGAGGAUCGUUACCUGACGACACUCCUCCUCAAGUACCACAACAAGUACAAGACGAAAUAUCUGUUCCGUGCUCAUGCGUUCACCAUCGCACCAGAUACGUGGGCCGUGUUCAUGUCGCAGCGUCGUCGAUGGAUCAACUCUACAGUACACAACCUCAUCGAACUCGUCCCGAUGGAGCAGCUCUGCGGUUUCUGCUGCUUCAGCAUGCGCUUCAUUGUGUUCGUCGACUUGUUGUCGACUGUCGUGCAACCCGUCGUGAUUGCGUACAUCAUAUACCUCAUCGUGCUCGUCAGCACAGCAGCCACAGUGGUACCAGUCACGUCUUUCAUCAUGCUUGGUGCCAUUUAUGGGCUCCAGGCCAUCAUCUUCAUCGUGCGUAGGAAGUGGGAGAUGGUGGGCUGGAUGAUCCUGUAUAUCAUAGCCAUUCCCGUCUUCUCCUUCGGCCUGCCUCUUUACUCUUUCUGGCACAUGGACGACUUCAACUGGGGCAACACCCGUGUGGUUGCCGGCGAGAGGGGCAAGAAGGUUGUUGUCUCGGACGAGGGCAAGUUUGAUCCUGCAUCGAUACCGCGCAAGAAGUGGGAGGAGUACCAGACCGAGCUGUGGGAUGCUCAAACUUCCAAAGAGGAUACCCACUCUGAGAUAAGCGGCUACAGUUACGCGACGAAGCCGGGCAUGAACGUCGCCGUAUCCGAGUACUACUCGCCAUCACGUGCCGGCUCAACUGUUGGCGUUGUUCCGCCGUAUGACACCACGGGACCUGGCAACUUCAGCCGUAUGUCAUUCGCUCCCACCGAGAACAGGAUGAGCCAGUUUGGCGGAUCCCAGUUCUUCGGAAACCAGGGAGAGGUCGAGAUGACUAGCCUGACGGGCAUGCCCAGCGACGACGCCCUGCUUGCCGAGAUCCGUGAGAUCUUGCGGACAGCUGAUUUGAUGACCGUCACUAAGAAGGGUAUCAAGCAAGAGUUGGAGAGACGGUUCAACGUGCCUCUUGACUCGAGGCGGGCAUACAUCAAUAACGCAACCGAAGCGCUGUUGUCGGGUCAGUUGUGA
Molecule: messenger RNA, 5592 nt
Organism: Anthostomella pinea
Lineage: Eukaryota; Fungi; Ascomycota; Sordariomycetes; Xylariales; Xylariaceae
Source: the annotation of a GenBank genome assembly